AUGGCUCAUUCAAGCUUAUAUGCCACCCUUACACUCAGCAUACAGAAUGCCAGAUCGCUGGUGCACAGCGCUAGCUACACUUUAAACAAAAGGGAAGAUGCAGAGAGAGAUGGACAGUACCUGCUGGGGAUAAAAAGGAUCAGAAGACUUUACUGUAAUGUGGGCAUCGGCUUUCAUAUUCAGGUCCUACCAAACGGGAAGAUAACAGGAGUGCACAAUGAAAACAAAUACAGUCUUAUAGAAAUUUCUCCAGUAGAAAGAGGAGUGGUUACUUUGUAUGGGGUGAGGAGUGGUCUGUUCAUCGCCAUGAGCGACAAGGGGAAACUUUACGGUUCGGGUGCCUACAGAGAUGAGUGCAAAUUCAAGGAGAAUCUCCUGGCCAACAAUUACAAUGUCUACGAAUCAGCCGCCCAUCCUGGAAUGUAUAUCGCUCUCAGCAAGAUUGGGAAAACCAAAAGAGGCAACCGCGUGACACCCACAAUGACUAUGACACAUUUCCUUCCAAGGACAUAGUUGAUUUUUACCAAACCUCAAUGGAAGAGGACAUCCCAAAGAACUGUGUGGUUCCUGCUUGAGGUUCUCUACAAUCCAUAAUAUACAAGGACAUGUAGCACUCUGUGAAUAAUUAAAGAUAUUUGCUUUAUUUGUCUUUGGCCCACCAGAG
Messenger RNA from Cyprinodon tularosa, 664 nucleotides. RefSeq names its product fibroblast growth factor 4-like. Gene Ontology annotation, biological process: regulation of cell migration; positive regulation of gene expression; cell differentiation. The record is from RefSeq and is a predicted model, not a curated record. The coding region runs from base 1 to 513 and encodes 170 amino acids. NCBI's taxonomy places the organism in Eukaryota, Metazoa, Chordata, Actinopteri, Cyprinodontiformes, Cyprinodontidae. Gene Ontology annotation, molecular function: growth factor activity; fibroblast growth factor receptor binding. The transcript is spliced from 4 exons. Gene Ontology annotation, cellular component: cytoplasm.